UGCGGGCCCGGGGGGCCUCGGCGGCCUAGGGCGGGCGGCUCCGGGCCCUGGCCGAGCCGGCGGCCCCCGGGAAGCCGCGGGGACCGUCCAGAGUGCGCGCCCUGGAUGAGAUCCCGCAGCGACGCCCCGGCCCGCCCCGCUCCUCCUCCUGCCUGGCCAGGCUGCCUCCCAUUUGGGAAGUUUUGUGGGUUUGCUUUCUCCUCCUCCAACCUUGGCGGAGGCCACGACUCAGGCGCCACAGCCGGGGGCGGCCCCCUCGCCUGGAGGCCGUGGACCAUGGUUCGGGGCAGCCAACGCUGAAGUCAGCGAAACCGAGCCUGGCCUGAAGCAGGCUGCGCGAGAGGCCAAGGCCAUGGCCAUCGCCACGUCGGCCCAGCUUGCCCGGGCACUGUAUGACAACACCGCUGAGUCCCCCCAGGAGCUGUCUUUCCGCCGAGGGGACGUUCUACGGGUACUGCAGAGAGAGGGUGCUGGCGGGCUGGAUGGCUGGUGCCUCUGCUCCCUGCAUGGCCAGCAGGGCAUUGUGCCCGCCAACAGAGUGAAGCUCCUUCCUGCUGGCCCAGCACCCAAGACCAGCCUCUCUCCAGCGCCCCCAGCCCAACCUGGCUCACCAUAUCCAGCCCCAGAUCACGGCAGUGAGGACCAGGAGGUGUAUGUGGUACCACCCUCAGCUCGGCCCUGUCCUGCCUCCCGACCUCCGGCUGGACCCGCCUCUGACCCCAUCUAUAAGAUUCCCAGAGGCAGUGGGACCCAGCUGGCUGCCUCUGGAGAUGUCUUGGAGGUCUACGAUGUGCCCCCCACUGCCCUCCGGGUUCCCUCCAGUGGCCCCUAUGACUGCCCCACCUCCUUUUCCCACCCUCUGGCCCAGGAGAGGAUGUCCCCUGGAGAGGAUGAAGCUCCCUAUGAUGUGCCUCUGACCCCAAAGCCACCGACAGAGAGAGAGCCAGAUCUGGAGUGGGAAGGGGGCCGGGAACCAGGCCCCCCCCUCUACGCUGCCCCCUCCAACCUGAAGCGGGCAUCAGCCCUCCUCAACUUGUACGAAGCACCCGAGGAACUACUGGCAGAUGGGGAAGGCGGGGCUCCUGACGAGGGCAUCUACGAUGUGCCCCUGCUGGGGCCAGAGGCUCCCCCUUCUCCAGAGCCCCCAGCAGCCUCAGCCUCCAAUGACCCGGACACCCUGGCCCAGCUUCUGGCCAGAAGCCCCCCCCCACCACAAAGGCCCCGGUUACCCUCAGCUGAGAGCCUGUCCCGCCGCCCUCUGCCUGCCUUGCCAGUCCCUGAGGCCCCCAGCCCUUCUCCUGCUCCCUCUCCUGCCCCCAGCCGUAAGGGCAGCAUCCAGGACCGGCCUCUGCCACCACCUCCACCCCGCCUGCCUGGCUAUGGGGGCCCCAAGUUCGAGGAGGAUCCAGAGGGCAGGGAGGUGGAGGACGACCCAGCAGGACACCACAAUGAGUAUGAGGGCAUUCCGAUGGCCGAGGAGUAUGACUAUGUCCACCUGAAGGGCGUGGAUAAAGCUCAGGGAUCUAGGCCCCUGGAUAAGGCCUUCGCAGGGGAUCCUGCACUGCUGGAGAGGGGGCUGCCGGCGCAGCAGGAGGCCCUGUCCCCAGGGGAGCCACUGGUUCUGUCCACUGGAGACCUACAACUCCUGCAGUUCUAUGCAGGGCAGUGCCAGAGCCACUACUCAGCGCUGCAGGCGGCCGUGGCAGCCCUGAUGUCCAGCACCCAGACGAACCAGCCCCCGCGUCUCUUUGUACCCCACGGCAAGAAGGUGGUGGUGGCUGCUCACCGCCUGGUGUUUGUUGGGGACACCUUGGGUCGGGUGGCAGCCUCUGCCCCUCUACGCGCACAAGUUGGGGCUGCAGGAACAGCGCUGGGCCAGGCAUUGCGGGCCACUGUGCUGGCUGUCAAGGGGGCUGCCCUGGGCUAUCCAUCCAGCCCUGCAGCCCAAGAGAUGGCGCAGUGUGUCGCGGAAUUGGCAGGGCAGGCCCUGCAAUUCACCACCCUGCUCACCAGCCUGGCCCCCUGAGGGUCUCUUGGCACACCUCUGCCCUUCCCCUGCCUGCCAAAGCCCCCUUCUAGGCCUUGGGUGGCUGGAGGGCUUUAUUGUAGGGACAAGGAGAGUUGGUGGUGUAUUUCCCCUUUCCUGCCCCUUCUGGUCAUCUCAGCCUCUCACAGAGGUGUCUCCUUCCCCAAACCCACAGCUUUUUGUAUGAGCCAUUUUAUAUAAAUUAUUUAUAUUUAAUAUUAUUCCCUGCAUUGUCAGGGGCAGGCACUAGGUCUCUGGGGUAGGGAGGAACUGGACUCUCCUAAGCCUAGGGUGGAAGUCACUGCUCUGAUACCCACCUCUGGAAACUUGGCCACACAGAGAAUCAGGUGACAGAAACCUGGGGCCCCGUGGAGCUCUUUUCCUGUUUCUUGACGCUAGAACAUCAGCACCACACUGUUAGCUGAGAGUGAGGGCAAGACAUGGGCUGCCUAGAAUGUGGAAGUCUGAGAGGGCCCAGUGGGCUUCUCUUCGCGGAAGGCAGGAGGGAGAUGGACUCAGGUGUGGACAUCCACCUCAAUAAACCCUACUGUCUGCUUCCCUGCCUCCGCUUCUUGGGAACCUGGAGGGGGUGGGUCUGGCACCUCUCACCAUACCUAUGGGAUGUACACUGAACAGGGUGCCAUUAGGGACUUCGGGGAGAUGUUGUUCCUUCUUUGGCAACCAUUCACUGGACAGGCUCUCUGCUCCCAUGACACCAAAGGCACAGUUCUGAAGUGAUGUUGUGAAUGUACAGUUCUAGGGAGGCUGGGAUAGACAGAAACAAGUCGGCUAAAAUAAGUAAACAAAAAAACAAGCCUACUACAGA
This is a messenger RNA of Carlito syrichta (Philippine tarsier), 2852 nucleotides long. It is a transcript of the gene EFS, whose product is annotated as embryonal Fyn-associated substrate. NCBI's taxonomy places the organism in Eukaryota, Metazoa, Chordata, Mammalia, Primates, Tarsiidae. Gene Ontology annotation, molecular function: protein binding. Gene Ontology annotation, cellular component: cytoplasm; plasma membrane; focal adhesion. Gene Ontology annotation, biological process: cell migration; cell surface receptor protein tyrosine kinase signaling pathway. The record is from RefSeq and is a predicted model, not a curated record. The transcript is spliced from 6 exons. The coding region runs from base 353 to 2026 and encodes 557 amino acids.